AUGAAGGGAUUCCUCGCAACCUGUGUCUUGUUCUCUCUUGCUGGACUAUUGCUAGCCGAGCCGUGCGAGCACAAUGGGGUGACCUAUAAGGUGAGCUCGUGGUUCUAAUUGUUUUAAUUAAAAGGUCAUGAACUGAAGUAUGUGAGUUUCUAUUUCUAAAUCAUAUUAAAGAAUAAAUCGAUCUUAUGUCUCGACUAUAACAGUAAUAUGAGGGUCAAAACUGCCCUUCAAACAUAACUGAUUAUAUGAGUCACAAUUGUAAAUAUAAGAAUUAUCUUGUACAUAUAACCUAUCAUAAUUAUGAAUAUAUCUUUCAAACAGAUUUUAAAAUUUAGUAAUCAUAUUUAUAUAAUUCGCCAGCAAGGGUCAAACACCACUACGCAGGCUAUAUAUAGAUACGCCAGAGUGUAGUUCAAUAAUGAGUUCACUAGCGCGCAAAAUAUAAUUCCCCAUAACUACGUUAAACGAUAUAAUUUUUUUUUAAAUAGCGCAACUGUGUUUGGUGCGUAAUAUUUUCUUUUCGUAAAUGAAAUCGUCUCAAUUUAAGUAUUGUGUAAAAAUAUUCGGUUUAUAUUAAUAUAGUUUAGGGGCGUGAAAUAAAAAGUGUGCAGUGACGUAUCAGGGGGGAAGGGGUGUAGCAAAUAUUGGGAUUCUUAAAUGUGCGUUACUUGAGUUCAUGUUUUGUCAAGUAACAUUGUAGAUGGGAUGUUCACACCGCCAAUGUUUGGCGGGCUCUAUCUAGUAUAUAAUAUUUUACUCUUUUUUUUAUAUAGGUAAUUCCAACUUAACACAUUGUUUUAACACAUACUAUUUUUACAGUUACUUUAAAUUAAAAAUAUAUAAUGUAUAUAACAAUGCGAUUGAAGCAAAACUAUUUCCGUGUUGCAGCCUAUGGACGUAUACCAGAAGGACCCAUGCACCACGUGCUACUGUAGUAAAAAAUCGGAAGCUGACUGUAAUAUCAUCCAGUGUGAUUGGCCGCGGUGCGAGCAUGGUGUCUCGCCAGUUACCUUCGAGGGUGAAUGCUGCCCGGGCUGUCCUUGA
Lymnaea stagnalis (great pond snail) is the source of this 1044-nucleotide messenger RNA. The record is from the annotation of a GenBank genome assembly. Lineage: Eukaryota; Metazoa; Mollusca; Gastropoda; Lymnaeidae.